CAUGACUUGGUGUGUGAUGAAAUUUUACAGUUUUAAGAAAAACAACUCCAGUUAGGUUUCAUGUCAGUGACUCACAUUUGCGCAGUGCCAACCCGGCGACAUUCCUGAGGGAUAAAAAAAAAAUCCAAGAGCUGUUGAGAGUCAGUGUGCUGUGUUAAAUGCUCAACCGGGUACAGACCCGUUUGACGGGACGGACGGUUUUUUAAAGAUGAGUGUGAGUAUUCCUACUCGACCUCAUUCCUACACUGAAACCAUCUCCUGUGCGCCUGGGUCGCACACUUCUCUCGGUCAGAGUGUAGGACAACACACACACUCACACACACUCACACACACACACACACACACACACACACACAGCUGGGACAGGUCGAUAAAAGUGCUGGGACUAUUUCUUAACGGUAUGUUUUCAUCGGCCACAUAAUGAGAGGCUGAAGAAGAAACUCUCUGGAAUUAAUUUACUUAUCCAAGAAGGCUUUUGUCGUUCCGGUGGAUCAUUCAAAACACAAUGGAUCAGGAGAACACAAUGGACUUUAAAGCCCUGAGGGCCAAGUUCCAGGAUCAAGAAAUACUCCUGCAGCAGCAACCCAGGAUCAAACCUGCUCUCCCAGAGAAACCAAAGGUUGUCCCUCCUCCCCAGAGCCCCCCUCACUACCUCCCUGCAGGAGCACGCCCUUCCCUGCUCACCUCCAUCAACGAGAGCCUGGAAGGGAAGGCACUGAUUGCCCCCAGAGUGGUCUUCAAGGAUGACACAAAGGAGAGCAAAAUGCCUCUCAUCCCGGCUAACUCUCAGGGAAAAAACAAGAGUGAGGGGAAGUUGAGAAAGGGUAAAGACAAGACAACAAAGGGAAGCAAAGAGAAGCUUGAUGAGGAUCCAUCUGAUCAAAAGCAGAAGAAAGAGCACAGUAAGGACAAAAGGUUCUCAUUGCUCCAUGUAGCACCUAAGGAGAGCACUUCAGAGCUGGUGCCAGCCACGCCUCCACCUAAAGCAACAACAUCAAAGAAGAAGGGCUUCCUGGUUUUCAAGAAGUCAUCUAAAAGAAAUUCAGUCGAGGUUCCAGAAAAUCCGAUCCUAGAUGCCCCUAGCUCAGACGUUCCUGUUCAAGCUCCGCUUAUCCCAGUACCUUCUGAAUUCAGUGAAGUACCACCAGAGCCUGAAAUCUCUGCACCAAAGGCCCUUCUACCAAACAUCCCCACCUUACUUGACUCCAGUGCUGCAGUGGAAAUUACCCCGCCCUCCACUGUCCCUGCCUUUGUUCCUGAUAUCCCGGCUGAUGUCCCAACCCCAGAGAGUGAAACCCCAAUUGAGAUAGAAACUCCUGCCCUGCCCAUUUCCAGGCCUGCCAGCCAAAAUGAAAUUAUUCCAAGUCCCCCUGACGCUGUCCCAACCCCUCCACCCAGUCGUGCCGUCUCUGGUCCUCCCCCAGUGGCCUCCACUCCCUCUCCAUCACUUCCUGAGCCUGAGAUUGCAGCAGAGGCUGGUGCAGAGGCUGUAAACAUAGUUGCAGUGGAGCAGCUCCUAGACCCUCCAUCCAUUCCGAUGUCUCCUAAAGACGAGCGUCCGAUCUCAGCCCUCUCAGUCCUGGAGAGGGCGGAGGACAUAUACCCAGCGAAAAGAACUUCUCAGUGUGACCAGAGGAUCUUCAAUGCUCUGGAGAAGGCCCGCAGGAAGACUAGCCCGCUGACACACCCCACCUCCUCCUCCGUCACCCCACCUCCAGAAGAUCUCCCCCCUCCUCAGAGUCCCACCUGCUCUCUCCCAGAUCUCCCACCCAUUGAUUAUGAGGAUCGGGGAGGUAACGCCCUCCUGAAAACGGCACAACUUAACGGCUUUGACCACCGGCAAGUCUCUCCAGUGUUGGAAGGUAUCACUGAGGAAGGGUCUGACGCUGUCCCAGAGCUGUUGAUGGUUCCACCUCCUCCACCCAGGAAGGUCCUCCCAGACCAUGAAUCUCUGGGUCCUGCUCCAGCGAAGCCAGACAGACCUCCUUCUGUCAACUUGAGUGAAUUCAUUCCUUCUCCUCCUUCUCUGGAAGAUAACGAGAUCCCUGCUCCUCCUGAAUUCUCAGAGACUGACACCACGGAUCUCCCAGAGUUUGACGAUGUGGCUUCAGAUGCUCACUCUUCCAGUCUGCAGACGUCAGACUGGGGGAAUGGAGAGUACACUGGCCCAGAUAGUCCAGAUGUACAGAACAUGCCAGAGUUUUACAGUAACGGUAUAACUACUCCAGGAGCUGAGGUUCAUGCAGCACUAGACCGAGAUACUCCACAACCAGAAUCCUCCUUCCUUACCUCUCAGGAAUCUUCCCCACAGGCAGAGCUUCAAGCUGGAGUGAACAACGAUGUCUAUGAGAGCACAGAAAAUGUGUAUGAGGACAUUGCCACAUCUGCCACCAAGAAGAAAGGAAAGACUGACGGUGGCAAGAAACGCAAAGGACCACCAAAGAAUCCUUACGCUGAGGCACAACAGGAAACAAAUGAAGAGAAAAGCAAGACGGGCAGGUUUGGCAAGAUUGACAAGAAAGCCGCUGCAGAAGGACCAGAUGAGAAAGAGCUGAAAAAGAAAGAGAAGCAGCGCCUGGAAAAGGAGAAGAAGGAGCUAAAGGAGAAGCAAGAAAGGGAAAAGAAGGAGCAAAAAGAGAGGGAAAAGAAGGAGAACGAGAUGAAGAAGAAAUUCAAAAUCACAGGACAUGAGGAUGCCAUGUACGAGGCAAAAGUGACUGCGACGACCAAGGGACGUAAGAACGAUCUGCCCGUCAAGAGCGGUGACAUGAUCAGCAUCAUUCGAACUACCAACUGUCCCAAAGGGAAAUGGCUGGCCAAGGACAGCAGCAACAACUAUGGGUAUGUUUCAGUGGAUCAUGUGGAGCUGGACAUCAAGGAGAUGUUGGAGCUGGGAAAAAAGGCUGCAAUCACCCGCAUGGGCAGCAACAGCAAUGUAAUUGAGCCGGAGGUUACCAGCACAGGCAGCAGGGCCUCAAACCACUAUCCACUAUCAGCAGAAAGUUUCUCAGAUGACAGUGAGGAAUGGACCGGUGAUGAUGAUGAAACUCUCUCCCCUCCCCCUGAAACUGCUGCUCCAAUGGGCCACACCAGGACACUCUCAAUGCCAGACAUGGGUAACAAAGACCUCAGCGUAAACCACCAGCACAGUCGCAGUGAAACCAGCUCAGAUGGCUCCCAAGCAAGACAUGAAGCACUUCAGAAGUUGGCCACAUUUUUCCAUUCACCCAAACCUGCUGAGCCAGCUGCCAGCAGCACUGAACCAGAACCAGAGACAAGCCCUGUGCUUGUGAAGGAAGAAGCAGUUCACCUGCCUGUAGCUGUUUCCACACAGGAAAUGGAUUUUGAUCAAACUGAUAUCCUCAUUUUACCUCCUCCUCUUCUGUAUGCGGACUUGACUGUUGAGUGACAAUCCUAAAACAAGCAGAACAAAUAUCAGCCAGGCAGAGGAAACAGGAUUUGUCUAUGGUGUUAUUCUUCACACUGUGACCUGCAUCAGUUAUCUAAUACUGUGACAGUAACUUCAUCUUCUUGACUAUGACCUUAUUUACCUGUUGACUGCAUUUAUGGAUCAGUACGAUGAUUUACAAGAGGAACAAGAUGAGGGGAUUUCUCGACAAGCAAUCUCUUUGUGCGCUUUCUCCGAAGCAUUUGGUGUGAAACCAGUGGGGGACAGUUUGCCCGGUGGCUACGAGUGACUUUGAACCUUGGACCAAGGUGAUCUGCUGAUCCCAGGAAAGGACUUACAAACUGUUGCAGACACACACACACACACAGGCUUUCUGGGUACAGUGACUCUGGAGGCACUUGUAGGGAAAAUUACACACCUCAUGUGCAUUUACUAGAAAGACAAAUCUAUUAAAAGUGGUGGAAAUAUGGGGAGGACGUACAGACCAAGGUAUUUGUCAGGUUCACCAUUCUGAGGAAAAACAAAGCAAACACGUGACAAACAGGGAGAAUUGUUUACUAAACAUUUUAAUCUAUGUUUCCAGUAAUCAAUAGAUUUUCUCCUGCCGAAUUGUUCCUCAGGCUCAACCACUUAUGCACAAUCCUUGGAGAGAGCACAGUUCAAAGCACCCAACAAGUUAUCAGUGUCUGAAUAUUUAUCUUAGUCUACUUACAGCAGUUUCAGGGGCUGUUGACAUAAGUGACCUACAAACUUGUUACCAGUUAACAGUGUUGGUAGCAAAGGAGUAAAUAGCAUUCUAGCUGAUAAACUUACAAAUGAACAAAGACUUCACAGAUUUUUAGGUUUAAUCAUCAGCAAUAACUAAAAGGCAUUUUAGCCGGCUGUACCCAAUGAGAUCCAUAACAUGAUACAUGUACAUCUAUGACAUUGUUUUUAAGACCACCUUCAGCAGUCACCUGAUAUUAGUCAGUUUUUCCCAAGUGUUUGUAUUAUUGUGCUGUUUUUAUACAUCUUUUUCUUUUAUUUAGUCUCAUUUUGUUAAAGAUCAUUAUAGAUUGUUGAAGUGCUUAUAUGAGGUUAAUAUUAUAAUUAUUUUACCAAUAAAUAAUGUGGAGUGUAAUCUAAAAUAUACAAGUAGAGAUUUCUACUUGUACCAGUUGCUGUGUAUUGGUCAUUGUUGCAUUUUCUGGAGGGAAUCAGCAUCCAUAAACUUUAUUUUCUUUCUUUCAUUUUUAUGGAGCGGAUGUCUGGCAGGUGUCACUUUCAUGUGCCACUUUUCUUUUAAACUUUCCCUCAAGCUGAUGAAUAAUAAGUAUUACAGAAAGAGAAAGUAGUGUGAUGAUCACCUAAGGUCAUUUUCAUGUAAAAUAUUGUUGUUGACAUCUAAGGGUGCAUUUUUGUCAGGAAAAAACACAAAAAUAAUCCUCUGUGAUGAGUGUGUGUGUGUGUGUGUGUGUGUGUGUGUGUGUGUGUGUGUGUGUGUGUGUUAAAAUUCACAAAGCCUUUAGGACAAAAACAUUUUCCUUUUAUAUGUUUGUUUAUUGUUUUUCAAUAAAUACUCAUUAAAGUGCAAAUCAUAACAGCAA
Molecule: messenger RNA, 4995 nt
Organism: Dicentrarchus labrax (European seabass)
Lineage: Eukaryota; Metazoa; Chordata; Actinopteri; Moronidae
Product: FYN-binding protein 1
Exons: 20
Coding region: 506-3409 (967 amino acids)
Biological process (GO): T cell receptor signaling pathway; protein localization to plasma membrane; integrin-mediated signaling pathway
Cellular component (GO): plasma membrane
Molecular function (GO): protein binding
Source: RefSeq, a predicted model, not a curated record